UAAAGGUUUUCUCUUUUUUGGUGAUUUUUUUUUUAAAUGUUGGCUUUUACCUCUUAAUGAAUGUCAGAGAAAAUAAGUACAAUUAUAAUAUUUUAAAAUUUUUUAGAAGUUAAAGAAAGUGUUCUAUCCCAUAUAUUUUAAAUGUAAUAUUUACUUAUACUUCAUAUGUAGUAAAUAGCUUGUAGAAAAUAUCAGAAGCAUCCUGCCAUUAUACCUUUCAUUAUAAAGAUGCUGUAAUGAUGAUAGAACGAAUAAUUGCCUCCCCAUUGAUUGAGUCCUGUUUAUUGAAACAGAGUCUUGCCCUGUAGCUCCAAUUUGCUUGACCUUGGAACACUUGUGUUGUUUCAUCCAUCUGAGUGUUAGGAUUACAAGUGUACAACAUUCUUCUAACACAUUUCUACAUUUGUAGUAAGUCUGCACAAUUCAGUAAACCAAGUCGGGCACAAAGUACAUGAACCUCUCUUAAAUGAAAAAUGUUUUUGGCAUAAUGUAAUUUUACUCUCUUAAUACUUACUGAAUUAUUACAUCAUUUAUCAUCUGGAAAUGUAAUUAUAAGCAUAGCAGUAUAUUAAAUUUUCAUCUUCUAGUUAACUUUGUUACUUUUUUUAUAGCCAAAAUUGAAGUGUUUUAUAACAGACUGGAGAAUUCAAGUUGAAUGAUACAUCUUACAGUAAGAUAGGAUUACUUUAUUUGGUCAGAUGUGCUCCUGAGUAAUCUGCUUUGAGUGGGAAGCUUGCACUGCUGAGCAUGAAGAGGUUGUUCUUGCCACAUAUGAAGGAGUUGUCUGAAAUGGUGACUGAGCUGAGACAUGGUUUAUUAGAAUGAACCGAAGCUGGUGUCGAGUGAACCUCUCAGCUCUGUGCCCUGAUAGACCUAAUCUUGCAAGGCACCUGGACCACAUAAGUUUACAAAGAAACGUGUCUUGUCAAUAUUUAUACUUUGAAGAAAUUCAAUCAAAACACAAAAAAGAAUGCAAUCUAUUUUAUGUCUGAAAGUUUUAACCAAUUGUUACCUAAUUUGGUCCUGAAAGUUCUCUGAUUAAUAAGCUGCUGUAUUUUCCCAUACAGCUGUGCUUACAGUGUAAAAGAAACAAAAUCUGGAAACAAAAAUAUUCUGUAUAGUACAACGUAAUUUAGCUUUUAAAAUUAUUUAGAUUUAACUGUGUGUCUGGGCUAAUGAUAAUUUUGGUUUACUAAACUUUUAGUAAUUAUGUAGCUAGCUAUGAUUUAGAUUCUUACAUCUUUAAAGAUUAGCAGAAAAAGUAAAAACUUCAGUUGCUAGAAUUCUAACCCACACAUUUUCCCAUUGAUAACAUGUUUACGAUUUCAAAGUCAUGUCCAGUGAUUAGUGGAGCAGUUAAGAUGUCGUCUUUGUUUUAGGAAGAAUUUGGCUAUAAUGCAGAUACACAGAAGCUGCUGGCUAAAAAUGGAGAGACUCUUCUUGGGGCCAUUAAUUUUUUCAUUGCUAGUGUGAACACCUUGGUGAAUAAAACAAUUGAAGAUACACUAAUGACUGUAAAGCAGUAUGAAAACGCCAGAAUAGAAUAUGAUGCAUAUCGCACUGAUUUGGAAGAACUGAACCUUGGACCACGUGAUGCAAACACUCUGCCAAAAAUUGAGCAGUCACAGCAUCUGUUCCAAAUACAUAAGGAAAAAUACGAUAAAAUGCGCAGUGAUGUUUCUGUCAAAUUGAAAUUUCUUGAGGAAAAUAAGGUGAAAGUGUUACGCAAUCAGCUGGUCCUUUUCCACAGUGCCGUUGCUGCCUACUUUGCUGGCAAUCAGAAGCAGCUUGAGCUGACACUUAAGCAGUUCCAUGUCAAGUUGAAAACCCCUGGAGUGGAUGCCCCAUCUUGGCUUGAAGAACAGUAGACUCACCUGGAAAAGGAAGAACAGUGUAUUGUUAAACAACUAAUGAGCUAGUAAGAGUUAAGUAGUGUUGAGGACGCGGUGAGGUGACCGCAGCCGUUGGAGUGGCUCUUGCACCGAGAGAUUUUACUUUUCCCUUUUCAUACAUAACAAUUGAGCUGUUAAAUCUGAUGGGAAGGUAGGUGAUUUUUAUGUAAACAUAAUUUCUAUAAUUCUAAACAUAAUAAUUUUCCUUUUUGAGAAAUCCUUUUUGUAUUGUGAGGGUUAUGGCUAUUUCUGUAGGUUGAAAUAUUUAAUAUAGAUUUGCACUGACAAGAUAAAAAUUCAAGGCUUUUUUUGGUCCCAGAAAUGAGGACCAGCUAUAGUUUUCCAAGGGAAGUUUACAUGAUUUGUAUCAAUGUCAGAUAUUUUAUAUAUGAAUAUAUUCAACAUCUUUAAGAAGUUCAUGUUUGUGUAUUAUCUUAAAGAAAGAAGCUAUUUUGCAGAGUAAGUUUUAUGAUGUCCUGUAGUGUCACACAAGGGACAGCUCGAAUAAGUGACUGUAUGGCCCAUAGCUUGUUGCAGAUAUACUUUAAAAAUUAAUCUGUAACACUGUAAUUUUGUUUAAAUGUUUUUAAAGGCCCAGGAAUCACACUGUCAUAAUGUUUAUGACGUGUUUAAACUUAGGAAUUUGACAGUUGUAUUAGCAAUUUUGAUUUAUAUUAAAAUCUGCUUAAGAGGGGUAGGUUUGGUUUUUUUGGUUUUGUUUUUUUUUACAUGUGGACAUAGAAAUGGAAAUUCUUAAAAGUUUCUAGAGUAGAAAUUUGUAAAUUAGAAAGCUAGUUUGGGAGUAAAUUCUGUUUUGAUAGAAGAGAAUUUCCAGACCGUGUUCAUUGGCUUCCAUGUGUGACUAUACCAGUCAAGCCUUAAAUCACAGAUACGUGCCUUCUCUGAUGCAGUAAUUCUUGCCCAACCGUUGUACAUACAUGAAGAAAUCCCAAUGGAGAACAUUUGAUUCAUCUGUAAUGUUGGGAUUUUUUUGUCCUCGUAAAACCACACUUGAAGUGGAUGGCAAAACCAACUGUAGAAUUUUUUGUUUGAUUUCUCUUGAUUCCUCUUGAAGAAGGGGAUGAUGGGAGAAGUUUUCCCACUUGGGUAAUGAAAAGAGUAUGUAAAGUGUGUGGAGGUUAUAGGGAGGGAAAAUCCAGUGCUGGGUUACUUGUGCAGCACUUUUGGUCUUAUGUAUGUGGUUGGCUUGUCUACUGUGUGGUUCCUCAGUGAUGUAAUCUUGUUUAAAUGUAAAGUUCCCUUGAUUUUGUCAUACAUAUAAAUGAGUAUUUUCAGACAUACCACUUUACCUGUUAUUUCUAUUGUGUUGAAAUGAAGUACUUAAAAUUACUGUUAUACGUGAACUUUGUAGACUGUAUGAUGUGUUACAUAUGUCCAAAUGCCUUUUAGCUGGCCUUUUUAUUAAUAUGCCUGUUUUGAGUGCUUAAUACAAUAUAAUGUGAUUGUAAGUCGUGAGCUAUUUUAAAUCAUUCCUCCUGUGUAUGUGUCCUCUGAGAGAGCUUAUUGUGUUCUCCAACAGAGUGACGUGUGAUGGUUAGUGACACUCCCCAGAGUGUGCCUCUGGUGUGAAUCCUGUCUUCUUAUUAAAGUGUCUGCUGCAGUA
This is a messenger RNA of Mastomys coucha (southern multimammate mouse), 3516 nucleotides long. It is a transcript of the gene Arfip1, whose product is annotated as ADP ribosylation factor interacting protein 1. Gene Ontology annotation, molecular function: protein domain specific binding; phospholipid binding. Gene Ontology annotation, biological process: regulation of Arp2/3 complex-mediated actin nucleation; intracellular protein transport. The transcript has 3 exons. Lineage: Eukaryota; Metazoa; Chordata; Mammalia; Rodentia; Muridae. Gene Ontology annotation, cellular component: trans-Golgi network membrane. Bases 1509 to 1868 code for a protein of 119 amino acids. The record is from RefSeq and is a predicted model, not a curated record.